Trichophyton benhamiae CBS 112371 is the source of this 1005-nucleotide messenger RNA. RefSeq lists its product as uncharacterized. The transcript is spliced from 3 exons. Lineage: Eukaryota; Fungi; Ascomycota; Eurotiomycetes; Onygenales; Arthrodermataceae. The coding region runs from base 1 to 1005 and encodes 334 amino acids. The record is from RefSeq and is a predicted model, not a curated record.
AUGGACAAUAGCGUGGGUGGACAGGGUGCGCCAGGCGCUGGAGGCGCUACACCAGGUGCAUCUGAUAACACCCACAACAAUAAUAAUGCUAAUGGGAGCAACAUCGCCAAUGGUGGCACUAUACCCCGGCAGAGAGGUGCCUCUUACUCGUCCCAGCGGUCUAGGAAAGGGAGCAUACACCAGGAUCAGCCGUCGUGGUACAAACGCAUACUUGAGAAGUACGGCAGCUUGGAGCUGGAAAACAAAGGCAGCGUUGCCAGAGACCAUCUCGCCUUGGGGAUAGCAGUGACUCAGCUCUUCCGUCUCAACACCGCCAUCCAGCAGCUAGAUCCCUCGCAGAACAGUCCCAGCAAUCCGUCUGCUCUCCUAUCAGAACAUUACAGAGAAACGUCCAAGGGUCUCUACUUCACCAUCACAAGCAACAGCAGCCAACUGCGUGGUCUCGGAAAGCCGCUAGGCGCCACCUUUAUCGGGGUAGCUAUCCUCGUCCUCUUCAUCGGCUUCCACCGCUAUUUUGAGAGUCAGUACUGGGUGGUCAGAGGGAAGUUCCCUGCCAGCCGCGGCAGUAUAGCCCUGACUGCAUUUAUUACUGCGUCUCUCAUGGUCAGCAGUUUGGUCAUCAUCCUUACUAUAUCGCCGGUUACAUGCAUUUAUGCGGAGUUCAUCGAGUUCAUCUUCCCUUUCCUCCUCUUGUUGGAUAACUGGGAACAACAACGAAGGACCUCGUCACAUCACAUCUUGCUAUCCAUCAACCUACCUGGACCCCCGAAAAGCAAAAACAAAAAUUGCCAGCUUUGCUUAUCUGGUCAUCUGUCUGUUUUCGGUGUUUUGUUAGCGAGGCGUCAGGGUUUGGACUUCUUUUGCUUAUAUUUUUGCUUCUUUUACCCUGCAUUGUACAUCUACUUCCUGUUCUUGCUUUUCCUUCCGUUAUGCUCUUCUUCGAAUACCCCGCCUAUCACCGGCUUUGGUUCACUCUUUUUUUUUGUUCUUCUCUCCAUCUGUUGA